UACCUCGGAACUUUUUACUGGGUGGACCGAUUUCGAUGAUUUUUUUUUAAUCAAGAGGUGGUGCGUGUCAUGUGGUCAUAUGUAAUAAAUUGUACAAAUACCUCUCAUUUGACUAACUUGAUCAAUUAUCUUCUUUAAAUUUGAUAUUUCUGCCUCUAUUUCCAUUUUAGCGAUAUCAAAAAAAUCGGGAUCAUCCAUAAACUCUGAUAAAUUAAUCAUUUUAGUAGUUUCUUUUUUACUAUAUUAAAUAUUUUGUUAACUUAUUUCCCGCGUAGUAACUAUUUUUUUUUUUUUUUAAUUUCGAAUACGGCACAAAUCUAAAACGAUUCAGCCCUAUUUUUUUUUUCUUUUUUUAUAAAUAAAUGGAGUUUACCUAUUAUAAAGAAAAAUCGUUUAACAUCAAUCAAAUUCAUUUACAAAAAAUAGGUAAAAAUAAUAGAACUAUCGAAAACGCUAUUUAACGAAACAGGUCAAUCGACACGAUCAAUUACGGAGCAUUUCGAUUCUCAAUUUAAAAAAAAAAUGUUACAAAUAAAUCAGUAAAGAGAACAAUGCCAAUCAUCGUGUCGAGCGAACUAAAUCUGCUUUUGGAUGAGUUUUGGUAUGCCGCGUCACUGAAUGUCAUUGUAUUUAUAAAUAAGAUCAGCUCCAGAAAUAGGUGGCUACAGGUUUUCCAGGCGUACCGACUAAAAUAAAGCAGCCUGGAUUCGUUAAACAAUAAUAUUGUUCGCGCCGUUCGUCCAGUCAUUGUGGGACUAUCAAACGCACGGCCACAAGAUGGACGACGAUUCGCAACAGUUUUCUUUGCGGUGGCAUAAUCACGAGACGAGCGUGGUUGGCGCCUUAGGGCGCAUGCUGACGACAGGAGCCCUGAGUGACGUGACGCUGAGCGCCAGCGGAGCCCUGCUGCGAGCACAUAAGCUGGUUCUAGCUGCUUGCAGCCAGUAUUUCGCACAAUUGUUUAAAGAAGUAGAUGCGGAAAACAACAGUCUUGUUGUGGUACUGGGUUGUGAGGCAGCUGAACUGAGACUACUUCUGACGUUUAUGUACACGGGAGAAGUGACAGCUUCAAGACGCUGCCUACCUGCUCUACUGCGGUUAGCGCACACGCUGCAAGUUUCUGGACUGACUGAUGCUGAUAAUAAUCCACAUCUAAACCAACCACAAGAAGUGACAAACGAACCGACAUCCCCAAUAAAUCUUGAAAAGUCUGACUCGCCGGAUUUCAUCACACACGAGGACCAAGCUGACACAAUAAGGACGCUUGACAUUAGAAAAGGACAAGAUAGCAAUGAAACGGAUAGAAAUAAGGACAAAAUCAGUAAACUGGAUCAGAUUGUAAAGAAUUUAUACAGUACCCAUCGAGUCGGCAGCUUUGUACCUGAAGUGACAACACCACCGAUAUCCAUUUUAGGAGAAACAUCGGACUUCGAAAGGAAAUGGCGGUCGAACAGCUCAGUGUGCACGAUAUGCGACAAGCGCCUCAGCAACCAGUACAACCUGCGCGUGCACAUGGAGACGCACGCGGGGCGGCGGCACGCGUGCCGCGCCUGCAGCCACGUGUCGCGCUCGCGGGACGCGCUCCGCAAGCACGUCGCCUACCGCCACGCGCCCGCGCUCCGGGGCCGCCGCGCCUGA
Messenger RNA from Melitaea cinxia (Glanville fritillary), 1638 nucleotides. RefSeq names its product broad-complex core protein isoforms 1/2/3/4/5. The coding region runs from base 778 to 1638 and encodes 286 amino acids. Lineage: Eukaryota; Metazoa; Arthropoda; Insecta; Lepidoptera; Nymphalidae. Gene Ontology annotation, cellular component: nucleus. The record is from RefSeq and is a predicted model, not a curated record. Gene Ontology annotation, molecular function: protein binding. The transcript has 5 exons. Gene Ontology annotation, biological process: regulation of transcription by RNA polymerase II.